UAAUCAAAACAGAAGCGGAACAGCAGCCGGAGCUCCGGCCCUCAGCCAUAACACAGGACCGGGGGCAUUAUUAGUGUUAUUGUACAGCAGGACUCGGGGCAAAUUUCUCACUUUUUCUGCACAUAUUCUAAUGUCAACGGUUUAAACUGGGCGUCUAAAGUGUCUCUUUAAUGACAUUGUAAAAUUCCAGUUGAUGCUAUAAACCUUGAUCAGUGAUGGCAGAAGGAGGGUUCGAUCCCUGUGAGUGCAUCUGCUCUCACGAGCAUGCCAUGAGGAGACUCAUCAACCUGCUGAGGCAGUCGCAGUCCUAUUGCACAGACACAGAGUGCCUUCAGGAAUUGCCAGGACCCGGUUCUCCAACAGGGGGCGAUCUGACUCUGCCCAUGAUUAUUAUGGGCUGGAUCGUGCUGGCGCUGGCACUCUUCCUGCUUCGCCCUGCCAGCAUGAGAAGACCCAGAAUGUCCAACAAACCCACUAACCCCUUUAAUAAUAACGGCCGAGAUCCAGCACCCCCAGUAGACUAACGAUGAUCCCAGGACUUCAUACCAUGACCAAGACCUUUCACCUACGACCCGAGCAUUAGACCUGUCUUCCGUCUGAUCAGCUCCUCUUACUCACUCUUCCUCUUCUGUCUGUUUUGAUCGAUUACUUUUUAAUCCUGAUACUUUUCUAUAAUCUAAGGGAUGUAUUAACAUGACAUGAUUAAGGAAACAACAAUAAUUAAGCCAAAGCAAAGUCUUUUUUUUUUAAAGACUUGAAGUCCACCACCCUUAAAGAUAAAUAAAACAGUGUAUAUUCUCCAUGGUGUUGUGUUAAGCAAAAGGUGUAAAUAUAGCUCAAGACACCAUGACUAACCCGAGACACAUAUGAUUCACAGUAAGGUUGCCUCUUUUAGAUGGGGGGCGUAUUUCAGGGUGGAGGUUGUAGCACAUUCUGCACGAGCUACGUCAUUUCGCUCACUUCUGAUGUCAUUCGUGAGGUCAGAACAAGGGCCGUGGCUCUGGUGCCAUAUGACUCUUUUGGAGCCUUUGCGCUCUAAUGCUCUUAACACGCCGCUUGUGGUGGCUGACACACCAGUCAGUUCACAUUUUUUCUUCAUUUUAGUUUCAUAGUAACUGAAGCUGAGCACUGAGCUCAUCGAGAACGCCGAGUGGGUGUGUUUCAGGUGUAUGGGUGUGGUACGAGCAGAGCUGUGGACCGUCUGGAAUCAUCAAGGGCUUCGUUAGGAUCAGACACAGAGAGUUCUUUAAUGUAAAUCUGAUUAUAGGGGAAAAAACAAGUUUUAAGAUCUUGACUGACCAUGAAGUGACCAGUUUUACCGGCAAUUAUGCCUAAAGUCAUCAUUUAUAGACUGCCAUACUAAGCUUUUAGUUGCACUACACAUCUUGUACAUCAUUCAGUUACAUGUAAGAAAGUUACUGCUAACCUCUGAAUCGAAUAUAACGAUGAAUUAAACAGGAAAUGUUUAUUCAUGGCCUUCUUAAAUAUUGGACAUAUUAACCUAAAGACAUUUGAGGGUUCAUGAUGAGCUUAUUUUUUUAAUAGCUUUCUCUUUCCACACCUUAACAUUGAAGGACCUUUUACUGUGUGUUUCAAAAGUCUGUAGCGUAAAGACUGUAGCUUAUACUAGGAUGGUCAAAUAAACAGUUGCUGUUGUAAUGUUUAAUAAUGUUUCAUAUAAACCUGUUCCAUGUGUGUUUGGGGUACACAGUCUCUCAAUCAUUAGUUGGGCAUGGAAAAUAUUUCUGUACAUUUCUCUGAAUUAUUAGUAGUUACAUGUUUUGAGUUAAGAUUAUAACUUGCUCUAUGAGAAAAGGGCUUCAAAUAUGCACUUUUGGUUACUGAGAAUAAACAGUUAAAAAAAAAUCUGUAUAAUAUAUAUUUUUGGCUCUGUGUGUGUGUUUUUUCUUCUUCCAGCUGGUAUUAAUCACUAAAGGCGGGGUGAAUAUGGAGAGAAUCGAUUUCCUGCGUCACACUUAAGUCACUGACCUCAGAGUCGUAUUGCGUCAUCGUGACUCGGGUUCAUUCCCUGCAGAUUUGAAUACAAGCUAGAGGGGCAGUGAAAAUUCAGGUAGCAUCGAAAAAAUGUU
Molecule: messenger RNA, 2090 nt
Organism: Hemibagrus wyckioides
Lineage: Eukaryota; Metazoa; Chordata; Actinopteri; Siluriformes; Bagridae
Gene: smim14
Product: small integral membrane protein 14
Exons: 5
Coding region: 216-524 (102 amino acids)
Cellular component (GO): endoplasmic reticulum
Source: RefSeq, a predicted model, not a curated record